Owenia fusiformis is the source of this 1105-nucleotide messenger RNA. The record is from the annotation of a GenBank genome assembly. NCBI's taxonomy places the organism in Eukaryota, Metazoa, Annelida, Polychaeta, Sabellida, Oweniidae.
CAAAAUUGUGUGGAAUAUUUACGUAAUUUAGGAUUGGGAACAUGUUAGUAAAAACAUAAUACAAUAACAAAUAGAUUUUAUGAUAUUUAUAAAGUAGUACACCAUUGACUUGUAAGUCAAAUGUUUGCUACGAGGAAACUACUAAAGACACUAAGGACUAAACAUUUACACCAGUCCAGCAUGGGAGACAAGCAACCGCCCGCCAUUUCUGAUAACACGGGAGCAGCAGAGCACACUAAAAACGCAAAGGACUUCUCGGGAAAACAUAACGGUGGUGAUCGUUAUAUGGAGCAGAAUCUAAAGUGUAUACACCCAGAACAAAAUAAAGCAUUAACUAACUUCAGUAUCGAUUUUAUACUGAGGAACGACGAUCAACAUGUAAAGAACCCGACUGUUUGUGAAAUUCAGGAUCUCGUGGAAUCAAACGUUUUCGGGGAAUCAAAAAAGUCCAUGAACUAUAAAGAUUUUGAUAAACGCAUCAAUGAUGGAAUGGAUGAAGUCAUGGACCGAGGGAAGAGAAGUCGCACCACCUUUUCAGCGGAUCAAGUUAAUGAGCUCGAAAGGGCGUUCAAGAGAACUCAUUACCCAGAUAUAUUCAUGCGCGAGAAGCUGGCUCUGAGGCUUGGUCUUCCCGAGUCGAGAAUACAGGUUUGGUUCCAAAAUAGAAGAGCAAAGUGGCGGAAACGAGAAAAACAUGGUUCUGCUACUGGCGAAUUUCAAGAUCAAGAUGGCUUCUAUACUAAAGAUACAGCUACCAUGAGAUUCCCCGACAAACUGACGACACACCGACCAUCUGGUCCUUUUGAACUUAAGGAAUACUACGGUGCAAUAAGAUCAUGUACGCCACAUAUGUCAGUCCCAGAAGCAAUUUGGCCGCUACGUGCCUUUGAAAUCCUUGCUCCAAUGAUAAACGACGAUCUGGAGGAAACAACAAAGACAACAUUGGCGUUGAAGGCACGAGAACAUGCUGCAUCUUUAACCAUGAUGCAUAUCAGAAGUUCUUUAUAAUAACACAACAGAGUCAAAUACUGUAAAAAAUAUUUUUAUUCACAGACAUAAUUUUCAAAGAGACUAACUUCUGCUAUAAUGAACUCCACGUUGAGAC